AUGCUUGGGCACACAUGUGGGGGCAUGGCGGGCAUCUGUGCGUCGACGGGAGCGGCUUGUCAGCUGGAGCCUCACACCUGGAAGCUGGGCUACUGCAUCUCAGCAGUGCGCUGGGAGCAGUUCGAGAAGCGGGAUGAAGCAGAGCUUCGCUACCGAGGGCUCUGGUCCUCCAAGGUGCUCAUGAGCCCCGAGGGUGAGGUGAAGCUUUGCUCCUCGGCUCUCGUGGAUCCCAAAGGUCUUGGGGUGGCGAUGCUGCUACUCUCAGCUAAGAGAGACUUUGAAGAUGUUCAGCCCCCUCAUGCUGCCUUGGAGAAUGGAGAUGUGCCGUUUAUUCCAGCUGAACGGUUGCCGGGAAUUCCGCAGGCGCUACAGCUUGUCUGGGACAUGGUUGCUUGGAGAAGGUCCAUCAGUUGGUUUGGUUCACGCGUUUCGGCGGAUUCGCUCUGUUAUUUCGAUGUUGAGAGGCAUCCGGGCAUUCGGGGCUACGUGGCGCUGACCAUUGACGAUGCCCCAUGCCGUUUGGGGCCAAAGAAUUCCAUGCUGCCUGAGAUUCGAGCGCUUCUGAAAGAGCAUCAGGCACAGGCCACCUUCAUGCUCCUGGGGAAGUUUGUUUCUGGUAGUGAGAACGACCUCCUUGACCUUUUAAGAGAUGGACACGAGCUGGGGAAUCAUGGUCUUGUGGACAAGAGCUACUUGGCCUCCUCUGCAAGAGAGUGUGAGGAGAUGAUAGACGAGUGCUCAGAGCAAAUUCGCGACUUGCAGCGCCGUGCGGGGAUUUCUUCCGCAUUUCGCUGGUUUCGGCCUCCUCAUGGCCAGAUGAGCUCCCCAAUGGCGGAAAUUGUGAAGCACAAGGGCCUCAAAGUUCUGAUGUGCGACGCCUAUGCAUGCUGCCCUGUGAUUCAGGAUGGUGACUUCAUAGGCCGUUUUUUGGCGAGGCGGGCCGAGCACGGCUCCAUCAUUCUACUGCACAUGCCCGAGCACGGCUUUCGCGCGCGCGGCCUGCAGGUGGUAACUGCCGGGAAGCUGGCCGAGCUGGCAGAUGGCUAUGACGACAAUUGUGUACUUCGGGACUAUAUCCAGAACUGCGACAACAGUGACGGUGGCACUCCAGUGGAUUGCUCUAAAGCUAUCAAGGUCUACAUCGACAUAGUCGCACAUGAGCUGAAAAAUGUGGAUGAUCAUCGUGAGGAAUUCCAAAUGGUCUUCAUGCUGAAGCUCAGCUGGCUCGAUCCCGACCUUAAAAACUUCAAGUCAAGCAUCACUGUUCGGGACAGAAGCGGUUUCACCAAACUUCAUCUGCGCCAGUUGAACGUUGUCAUCACGAAACUGUAUUGCAACGGCGACAUCGAGUUCAUUGAUUUGUCGGACCUUUCACUGAAACGUCAGCUCCGGCGCAAGCAUGAUUAUUUCAGCAUUCAGGAUCCAGAGUGGAAGGAGUAUUUCUUCCCGUCAUAUACUUUUCUUAAUAUGCAGAACGAUGCUGUGCAGCCUUUGGAGACCAGAAGGCUGCUUUGGUGUGGUGAGGAGGGAGGUUUCGUCUCUUAUACGGUGAAGUACGACGCGAAGUUCAAGACGAAGCUGGAUCUGAGAAGCUUUCCCAAAGAUCUUCAGCUGUGCAGGAUUCGGCUGACGGCCGAAAAGACCGUCGACGAGUUCCAGUUCGUGCCGCUGGAGAGUUCGGCCCGUCCGCAGAUGUGUGACAUGUGGGUCCUGGACAAGGAGAUCCAAUCCAAGUGCUCGGUCUAUGUUCGCCACUUGGACAGGUGCUUCCCGUACCAGUUCCAAAGGUCCUGCGUGAAUGCCGUGUUCCACUUGGAGCGGAAAGGUGAUCUCUACUUUCGCUCGAUGUUCUUCAUGGUGUUUCUCGUGAUCAUUGUGAGCCUCUGUAGUUUGAUGAUUCCGCUUGAGGAUAUCAGUGGCAGGCUGGCGCAUUUGAGUACCUGCUUCUUGGCCAUCAUGGCAUAUCGCUAUAUAGUUGGCGACAUGUUGCCGCGCAAGGAGUACCUCACGCCGGCUGACACGUAUGUCAUCUUUGCCUGCGGACUUCAAGUGGUCAUCGUGGUCCAAACGGUCCUGAUACAAUAUGUCGAUGGCUUGGUUGCGAACUCACUACUGAUCGAAAGAUGUACUGGGAUGGCUCUUUUGGUUGCAUGGCUCGUUCUGAACUAUUUCCUUCGAGGGUUCUCACGGUCCAAGCCUCAACAUGACUGGAGAAGUGUGUACCAGGACCGUCGCGAACCCUACGUCCCCAUGAGGCGGUGUUCACAGUGUGGGAAUGCAUGGCUGAGUAAGCAAUGUGAGCAUGGCGACCGCACGAAAGUCUGUCCAGAAUGUGGCACCAAAGCCGAGACUGUCUACUUGACUCCUGUCGACCAUAAACCUCUUGUGAAGCCGCAGGUAUUCCCUUCUGCACCAAGCGGCUUGAAGCAGGCUCCAGCCAACAUCUAG
Messenger RNA from Symbiodinium sp. CCMP2456, 2448 nucleotides. NCBI's taxonomy places the organism in Eukaryota, Dinophyceae, Suessiales, Symbiodiniaceae. The record is from the annotation of a GenBank genome assembly.